CGCUGUAGUUCCCGAAUUCUCAAGCUCGCUUCUUUAUCGCUUCAAUGGCGUCUUCUACCUUUCUCUCGCUCUCCUCCACAAUUUCCCGCCUGCAUCUAUACCCGAAACUAUGGCUUCCCUUUGCUCUCACGUCCGUCAACUCGCCGAGGCAGAAGGCGCACCAACAGCUCCGGCUAAUGUGCUCGCCUCUCGGUUCCUCCUCAAUCCACAUUUCCGCUUCGAAACCUGCCCUUUCUCCGUCACACUGCAGAGCAAUCUCCAACGGCGACGACUUGGUAGUUCUCGGCAUCGAGACGAGCUGCGAUGACACGGCUGCUGCUGUCGUGAGGAGCAACGGGGAGAUUCUGAGCCAAGUUGUGUCUUCCCAGGCAGAUUUGCUUGCUCAAUAUGGAGGUGUUGCUCCUAAAAUGGCAGAAGAAGCUCAUGCAAAAGUGAUUGAUAAGGUUGUGCAGGAUGCUCUUGAUAAGGCUAAAAUAGCUGAGACAGAUCUAUCUGCUGUUGCUGUCACCAUUGGUCCUGGUCUAAGCCUAUGUCUUCGUGUUGGUGUUCAAAAAGCUCGGAACCUUGCUGGUCGCUUCACAAAGCCGAUAGUUGGUGUGCAUCAUAUGGAGGCCCAUGCUUUAGUAGCAAGGCUAGUCAAACAAGAGUUGGAAUUUCCAUUCUUGGUGCUGCUUAUUUCUGGUGGACAUAAUUUACUUAUUCUUGCUCGAGACCUGGGUCAAUAUGUACAACUUGGCACCGCGAUAGAUGAUGCCAUUGGCGAGGCAUAUGAUAAGACUGCAAAAUGGCUGGGCCUUGAUAUGAGGAGGAGUGGUGGGCCUGCUAUAGAGGAGCUUGCACGCGAAGGUGAUCCUGAAUCAGUCAAAUUUUCGACUCCAAUGAAACAACAUAAAGAUUGCAACUUUUCUUAUGCUGGUUUGAAGACUCAAGUGAGGCUGGCAAUUGAAUCCAAAAAAAUAAAUGUUGAGAUUCCUCUUUCUUUUUCAAGUGUUGAAGACAGAUGUUCCCGAGCUGACAUAGCUGCCUCAUUUCAGCGAGUUGCAGUUUUACACUUAGAAGAGAGAUGUGAACGUGCAAUUGAUUGGGCCAUGAACAUUGAACCUUCCAUAAAACAUUUGGUUGUUUCUGGAGGAGUUGCAUCGAACCAGUAUGUGAGGGCUCGGCUCGAUGAGGUUGUGAAGAGAAAGAGCCUGCAACUUGUUUGCCCUCCUCCUAGCCUUUGCACAGACAACGGGGUGAUGGUAGCAUGGACUGGAAUCGAGCACUUUCGCAUGGGUAGAUUUGAUCCCCCACCACCUGCUGAUGAACCUGAAGAUGUCGUGUAUGAUCUAAGGCCAAGGUGGCCACUCGGGGAGGAAUAUGACAAAGGAAGGAGCGAAGCUCGGUCACUGAGAAGAGCCCGUGUUCAUCCUUCUCUGACAUCCAUAAUCCAAGCAUCUCUUCAGCAACAACAUUAGAAGUUCGUCAUCUUCUUCCAAUACUAUUCACUUGUCAGUGCUCUGCUAAUAGUUAUAUGCCAUGGUGGGUUCAAUCUGCGCAUGUUGUGAUCGUUUGUUCAUCGGGAAUGGAUGGGAACUCAUUCAGAGAGCGAAGCGCGGCAGACAAUUAAUUACAACCUCCUUUCAAAACUGGUGGAACACAAUCAGUUGUACCGAGGUUUACAAUGUAUAUUUGAUGACUGGUUCUUGGUUGUAUGCAUUAUGUAGUUUUUUUGGUGAAAACACAAAAAAUGCACAUGUUUUGGACUGACCAUGCCGAGAUGAUCGUGUCAGUCCACUUCAUUUUAUGUAUGAUCCGGGUUGAUUUGUUCAAUGUUACAGAGAUAAAAGACGAUGAAAAGUUGGUAUCAGGGUAUCUCAUAUUGCGGUAUUUCCUCAA
Messenger RNA from Punica granatum (pomegranate), 1878 nucleotides. Lineage: Eukaryota; Viridiplantae; Streptophyta; Magnoliopsida; Myrtales; Lythraceae. The record is from RefSeq and is a predicted model, not a curated record.